CUUCUGAUAAUGACACACACUCACACACACACACACAGCACUCAGACAGAGGACAGACGGACAAAGCAAAGAGGAACCUGAUAGAGAACAACAACGAAGAAAAAAGAAAGAACUUAAAAGAAAGCUCAAAGAAGAGAAGCGGAGAAAGCAAAAGGAAGGAAGAAGUGCAAGAACCAGGAGGGAGAAAGAGGUGCUGUGUGCUGUGUUUAAGUGAAACCACCAACAACAUCCACAACCAGUCUAACCAUUAUACAAUUCUCAGCUGCAACCAGCCAGGCACGGCCCUUACCUCAGUCAGGAAACAUUUUUAAUUACAUUUUGUUGAGCAGCUGGAUAUUUAGAAAGUGAACCAGUGUCAGAAAACCUUACUUACUGUAGAAAAGCUAUUUACUGAAGUUAUGCCAACACCUACAAAAAACAGUCAAACGAUGGCCCCCAAGAAGAAGGCCUCCCGCCAGAAGAAGCCUGCCGUUGUAACCCCCUCCCAGCCCCCCAUGGAGACCGCCCCGGCCCAGCUGAAGGUGGAGAUUCGCGGUGACGGUGUGGUGGUGGUGGAGAGCAGCGUGAAGAAGAUCGAGCAGAUGGCGGCGCUGGACAUCGCUCAGCUGAACAGCCUCAACCUGCCACUGCCGCCACCGGUCAUCAAGCCCGGAGAGAGAGGCCUGGGCCUGGGCAGCGAGCUGACGCGACCCCUGCACGGCAACGCCCUGCUGGAGGAGCUCAGCAAGAUGCGGCAGGAGAAGUUCCUGACUGAUCUGGAGUUGGCUUGUAAGACGAAGGCUUUCGACGUCCACAAGCUGGUCAUCUCCUCCGUCAGUCAAUACUUUAGAGAGAUUCUGGCAAAAGACCCCAGCAUGAAGCGCCUGGAGCUCCCCUCCCUCUCACCUCUAGGCCUCGCUAACGUCAUCACCUUCGCCUACCUGGGUCGCGUCCACAUGUCCCUCUAUACCAUCGGUUGCACCGCCUCUGCCGCCGCCACCUUGCAGAUCCCUCAACUCCUCAAGAUGUGCAUGGACUUCCUCCUGGCCGAGCUCAACGUGCAGACCUGUGUCUACAUCUGGAACAUCGCCGCCGCCUACUGCCUGGUGCCAGUGUGUGACGCCGCCCGUCGCUUCGUCCUGGAGAACUUUGUGCAGUUCGCCGACACGCCGCUGUUCACCCAGCUGACCCUCGAACAGAUCUCCGCAUUCCUGCAGGACGACUCUUUGCUGUUGCCUUCAGAGGUCACCUCCCUUCAGCUGGCCAUGAGGUGGCUCGACUUUGACGCCUCUCGUCAGGAUCAUGCCGCAGAGCUGCUGUCUCACAUCCGCUUUGAGACGAUCCUGGCCAGCGAGCUGGUAAGUCAGAUCCAGCCGGUGCCCCGCAUGAUGAUGGACCCUCACUGUCACCGCCUGCUGGUGGACGCCAUGAACUACCACCUGCUGCCCUACCAGCAGAACACCCUGCAGUCCCGACGCACACAGCUCCGAGCCGGUCAGCAGACUCUGCUCACCAUCGGUGGUCGACCAUCCCUCACCGAGAGAGCUCUCAGCCGCGAGGUGCUGUGGAGGGACCCUCGUGAAGGAGGAGCCACCUGGCGUCACCUCAGCCAGCUGCCGGCCAAGAGCUUCAACCAGUGUGUGGCUGUGAUGGACGGCUUCCUGUAUGUGGCUGGGGGAGAGGACCAGAAUGACGCCCGCAACCAGGCCAAGCACGCCGUCAACACCCUCAGCAGAUAUGACCCUCGCUUCAACACUUGGCUCCACCUGACCAGUAUGCGUCAGCGUCGCACCCACUUCUCUCUGGCAGCCAGCGGCGGCCGCCUGUUCGCCAUCGGCGGCCGCAACGUGGAGGGUCUGCUGGCCACCACUGAGAGCUACCUGCCCUCCUCCAACACCUGGCAGAUGCGUGCGCCCAUGGAGGUUCCCCGCUGCUGCCACUCCAGCGCCACCCUGCCCUCCGGAGACAUCCUGGUGACCGGUGGGUACAUCAACUGCGCCUACUCCCGCUCUGUAGCGUGCUACAACGUUGACACCGACACAUGGAGCGAGAAGGCCCCCCUGGAGACGCCCCGCGGCUGGCACUGCUCCGCCACCCUCGGAGGGAAGGUGUAUGUGGUGGGAGGAAGCCAGCUGGGGCCCGGUGGUGAGCGGGUGGAUGUGCUCUCUGUGGAGGUCUUCUCCCCGGAGAGUGGCACCUGGAGCCGGGCCGCUCCUCUUCUUCUCGGCGUGAGCACCGCCGGCCUGUCCACGCUGGCUGACAAGCUGUACCUGCUGGGGGGCUGGAACGAGACGGAGAAGCGCUACAAGGCGGCCGUGCAGAAGUACGACCCGUCCACAGACAACUGGUCCAUGGCGGAGGAUCUGCCAGAGCCCACGGUGGGAGUUUCCUGCUGCACCCUGACCCUGCCACCCCGCCACGCGCCGCGCCGGCAGCAGCACCGCAACACCCCGUCACACGAAGAGCAGCAGCAGGCCGGGAAGAACCGGAGCAGAGAGAGCAGCAUGGCUCCUUCACAAGCCAUCACAGCAUAGAGGCAGGAAGAGAGUUAACAUCUGGAGAACAUCUGGAUCAUGUCUGCUCUUUAUUCUGUAUAUACAGUCUGUAAAUAAAUAAUAAAUAACACAAAGAAUUUUGAACAAAAAAGACACUUAUCCCUAACAAGACAGUACCGUAUAAAACAAUGCAACCUUAUUUAGCUAAAAUAUAUUGAAGACAUAAAAAUACUAUUUGAAUGAUUUAUUUUGUA
Messenger RNA from Cottoperca gobio, 2728 nucleotides. RefSeq names its product kelch-like family member 43 (gene klhl43). Lineage: Eukaryota; Metazoa; Chordata; Actinopteri; Perciformes; Bovichtidae. The coding region runs from base 399 to 2513 and encodes 704 amino acids. Gene Ontology annotation, molecular function: protein binding. The transcript has 7 exons. Gene Ontology annotation, cellular component: nucleus. The record is from RefSeq and is a predicted model, not a curated record.